Molecule: messenger RNA, 1320 nt
Organism: Alternaria viburni
Lineage: Eukaryota; Fungi; Ascomycota; Dothideomycetes; Pleosporales; Pleosporaceae
Exons: 1
Coding region: 1-1320 (439 amino acids)
Molecular function (GO): protein binding
Source: RefSeq, a predicted model, not a curated record
AUGACCGUCAAGAAUUACAAUCUCAGAAGGAAGAGGCAGCCGUUCUUCCAGUUCUUAGAUCUACCCGGUGAGCUUCGCAACAUGAUAUACGACAUCUGCCUGGACAACGAGAAGACGACAAGAAACCCUGAUAUGACGAAGAGAACGCGGGUUAAUCGGGGAUCAAUGGGAAGCAAGACUUUCUUGGACCACAACAUACGGCAAAAGCGCGUAAAGGAUAUCCGCGCGCGAAAGCCCACUAGAGAACAUAGAGUGCGAGAUGCCACCCGAAAAGUUGCGCUCGAAAAGAUUGUAGAGAGACGAGUCAAGCUCGCAACUCGUUCGAGGGACGGACUUACAGCUGGCGCCCACGAAGCCUUCUACUUGUACAAACUGGAGCACGACAUGUAUACUUUGCCAUCAAAGAGGGUGACAGAUGGCCAAAACAACCACGACCAAGGCAUAUUCAGGUCGGGCAACAGGACAACGAAGAAAGGUGUCCUGGAGAUCGAUGUCAGAGGCAACCUAGUCGACGACCUUCCGAUGCUUUCCUAUGUCGAUCGUGCGAUCUUCUCCGAAACCCUGUUCCUCUACUACUCCACGGUGAGAGAAGGGUUGUGGAUCAAAUGGACAGUCCGGAACCUGGACUUCUUCCCGUUCCUGCGAUUCUAUCAGGCAUUCACCAAGGGUGAAAACGCGGUUGAAAUUCCACCUUCAAGACUACACAUUGAAUUCGACAAGGAGAAGGAGGAGACUGAUGACGGCCUACAUGCGAAGAAGUUUGUCCAUGUAAAGAGACUGGUUGAACUGCACUGGCUGGACGGCUUUUCGCUCUGGGGCUGCUUAACCGGGUUAUCUGAUCGUCAAGAUUGCAAGGGACCGUUCGGAGACUACAUGUACUCUGUCCGUCAGGUCGUGGCGUUGUACCGUAUCGACCACGAAGCUUGGAAGUCGCUCUCUGUUGAAUACCUUCGCCGUUGUGAGGAAAUGGGUGAUGACGACGCUUUGGAGAGUAACUUCGCAACACUCUCCGACGCCGAGCUUGUUGAAGCAGUCAUCGAUAUGCUAUGCAGAGCGAUUGAGUACAACCUCGGGUACACAGGCAGCUAUGGACGCAUUGGUCGCGAUCAGACUGAGUGGGAUCAAGACAUCUUCGAAACUUUCAGGUAUAAGGGAUCGCAUGUCAAGACGGCUUAUGAGAAGGAGCAUGCGAUUGUUCGUGUUGUCAGCCUGUAUCGGAAGAAGGUCGACAGGACACUGCGGGAUCGGCUGGGAGAGGUGUACGAGGAUUGGGAGAGUGUUCCAGAUGACGCGCUCAUUCCUGAAGGGGUGGUGUUGUGA